CAAACUCACCUCACGCAGCCGGACCCAGUGAUUAUUACACGGAUUACGUGGCUACCAGGUGGUACCGUUCCCCUGAGCUCCUUGUAGGGGAUACGCAGUAUGGGCCUCCCGUGGAUGUCUGGGCCAUCGGCUGUGUCUUUGCUGAGCUGCUCUCGGGGAUCCCUCUGUGGCCGGGGAAAUCUGACGUGGACCAGCUUUACCUGAUCCGGAAAACAUUGGGUGAUCUCAUUCCUAGGCAUCAGCAAGUCUUCAGCACCAACCAGUUCUUCAGUGGGGUCAGGAUCCCGGAUCCAGAAAGCAUGGAGCCUCUGGAAAUGAAAUUCCCAUCCAUUUCCUAUUCUGCCCUAGGACUCAUGAAGGGCUGCCUCCACAUGAAUCCAGCCGAAAGGCUGACAUGCGAGCAACUCCUUCAGCAUUCUUACUUCGACAGCAUCCGGGAGGUAGAGCUUGGGAGGGAGUGUGAAAGGUCAAUGGCGCGGAAACCAAGCCGGCCAAUUCGAAAACACAUCCCUGGGGUAAGAUCUUGGGAUGAGGGGACACAGAUAUUUCAGGUGUGGAAUAUUCUUGAAGUGGUUGAACUACUAGUACCUUUUCCCACACCCUAAGCCUUUCCUUGGACAAAGAAGAGAGAGCUGGCACAAUCA
Messenger RNA from Sceloporus undulatus (fence lizard), 644 nucleotides. RefSeq names its product cyclin-dependent kinase-like 1. The record is from RefSeq and is a predicted model, not a curated record. Bases 300 to 605 code for a protein of 101 amino acids. The transcript is spliced from 4 exons. NCBI's taxonomy places the organism in Eukaryota, Metazoa, Chordata, Lepidosauria, Squamata, Phrynosomatidae.